UUGAUAUAUGACUGCAAUGGCACUUUUCCAUUUGACAUUCCCCCUCUCUCCCUCUCUCUCCCUCUCUCUCUUAAACAACAGCCCUAACUUUUGUGUGUUGCAAAUAUAAAAGGCAAGCCAUGUGACGGAGGGACAGAAGAACAAAAGCAUUUGGAAGUAACAGGACCUCUCCUAGCUCUCUGAAGGGUUCGAGGGAAGGAAGGAGUGGUGCAUUUUCCAAAGUCAUCUGCUGGAGCGCUCAGAAUAAUUCGAAACAACAGGCGAUAUUUAUCCCUAGCUCUGUGUCUCACGCUUCGCGGGAGCGCUCGCAAUUCGCACGCUAUUAUUUAUCCAAACUUCCGCAAGGCUUUCCAAUGGACCGGACAGCGCUGGUUGUGGAUUAGGGCAGGUUUAACACAGCCUGGGUUGGCUCCGAGCUGUGAGGAAAGCUUGGCUUUGCUGCGGUGCCCGGCUGACAGCGGAGGAUGCUGCGCGACCCCAGCCCGCCCGCUGAAGGACAGAGGGAGGCUCUCCUGCCUUCCCGGCUGAUCAUUCCCUGUGUGUCAGCGCCAGAGGCACGAGCAUGACUGCUCUCUGCUUGUCUGGAAGAAGAAUUUCUCUGCUGUGAGCCCGGUGACCGAGUGUCAGUGCAGUGUCACUGCGGGAGCGGAGCCUGCCCCGGGAGAGAGAACAGAGCCCGGCUCCCUGCUGCCGUUCAGAUGCUGCUCUUUAAUUAACGGAGAGGAGACUGACACGGAGCAAGUGCUGCCUGGCAACUGUGCAGGAGAUUCUUUGAUGGAUUACAAUCUCAUCAGGCUCCAAUUUAAGAAAAAGAAUGACAGCUCAGACACUUAAACCAGACUUUUCACCUUCCUGGAAAGGAACUGGCUUCCAGAAUUUGGGGCGUUUUUGAUGCUCUACCUCCCUCUGCUGUUACCAGCGAGAAGUUCCUCGACAAUGGGAAAUCAUGUACUGGCGGCUUCGAUUUCCAUGCUGUCGCUGCUGGUGAUGGUGGGAGACACGGACAGUAAAACAGACGGGUCCUUCCUGAUGGACUCGGACCCCAGCCGCUGUAUGAGGCACCACUACGUGGACUCCAUCAGCCACCCCCUGUACAAGUGCAGCUCCAAGAUGGUGCUGCUGGCUCGCUGCGAAGGCCGCUGCAGCCAGACCUCGCGCUCGGAGCCCAUGGUUUCCUUCAGCGCCGUCCUGAAGCAGCCCUUCCGCUCCAGCUGCCACUGCUGCCGCCCUCAGACCUCCAAGCUGAAGGCCAUGAGGCUGCGCUGCUCGGGGGGCAUGCGGCUCACGGCCACCUACCGCUACAUCCUGUCCUGCCACUGCGAGGAGUGCAGUUCCUAGGCCCCGCAGGCCGCGGACACGGGGGUGCUGCUGGGGGGAGAUUCCCAACAAACCAUCCACGGCCAGGCCGGCGCUCCCAGCACAGGAUCGCAGCGAGGACAGGACUGACUGGAGUGAAGCUGAGAGCAGAAGCACAAAAUAUCCCGGGUUGUUGGGUGGUGCUGGUAUCGUGGUGUGGGCUGUGACGAAGGCAAAAGCGUGAGGACUUGGUUUUAUGAAGCCUUUCUUUUUUUCUGAAAGGAUAUUUUUGAGAGUUUCUUCUUUUUCAGACUCAGCUCUGACUACAGAGAGGUGCUUUUACUUUAGGCCACGGGGAACAGAGAAGAAGGUCAGCCAGAUGACAGCACCGCAGUCUGAAAACUGACAUUUGGACAGAGGAUGGGCAUCAGUUCCCACUGACAACCUCUUAACCUAUCAAUUUAUUCUCAGUUUUCUAGUUAUACUGGCCUUCAAAGCAAACUGUGCUGUUGGCAAGGGUCAUCUGUUACUGACCUAGUGUCCAAAUGCUGGAUAACUUUAAAUGUGGUUUAGCAGAAAUUACAAAUAAACCAUUGAAAAGUGAA
Messenger RNA from Catharus ustulatus (Swainson's thrush), 1901 nucleotides. It is a transcript of the gene NDP, whose product is annotated as norrin cystine knot growth factor NDP. The record is from RefSeq and is a predicted model, not a curated record. Bases 892 to 1338 code for a protein of 148 amino acids. NCBI's taxonomy places the organism in Eukaryota, Metazoa, Chordata, Aves, Passeriformes, Turdidae. The transcript is spliced from 5 exons. Gene Ontology annotation, biological process: Wnt signaling pathway.